Asterias rubens (European starfish) is the source of this 7407-nucleotide messenger RNA. RefSeq names its product macrophage mannose receptor 1-like. Gene Ontology annotation, molecular function: signaling receptor activity. Bases 23 to 7054 code for a protein of 2343 amino acids. Lineage: Eukaryota; Metazoa; Echinodermata; Asteroidea; Forcipulatida; Asteriidae. The transcript is spliced from 46 exons. The record is from RefSeq and is a predicted model, not a curated record.
AACCAAUGCUCCUCCCCCUACAAUGAAUUACUACGCACGAUGUGGAAACGGUUGGGAGUACUACAAACCGUCUGACCGCUGUUUCCUGUUUCGGCCAUAUGACUACAAGAACUGGUUCAAUGCGCGCUACCAGUGCCGUGUAGAAGGAGGGGAUCUUAUGAGUCUAUCGAACCCAGUUGAUCAGACGUAUGCCGCAAGUCGUUUGAAAACGAGCACAGAGAGUAUUUCAUGGCUUGGAUGUAAUGACCUCGGAGUAGAAGGAGGAUGGGUCUGGACUGACAAGAAACCGUUUGUAUUCAUUGACUGGAAUCCAGGUCAGCCAGAUAACUGGUUUGGUGGCUCCAGCACUGGUGAACACUGCUGCCAGUUUUACAAUAGCAUUGGAACGUGGAACGAUAACUACUGUGAAAGUGGUUUAGGGUACAGCUGCAAUCGUGAUGAUUACAUCUUCAAGUAUUACAUCUCAUUCCCCGAGAAGCAGCUCCUUGGAAACGACGACAAGACGCUGAAGAACAUCUUUCCGAGUGAGUGCGCAAGACGCUGCGUCACCGAAACAGACUUCACCUGUCGCUCAUUUGACUACGAACGCAACAAGAUGACAUGCUACCUCAGUAAGACCGACAAGAACGUGGCGGGAGGACUUGUACCAUCGUUUGAAUCGCAGCACUUUGACUACUAUGAGAGAGAUUUCUCUGUGGCAGUUCCAAUACCAACUAAAGCUCCUGGUGCCGACAUGGGAUGCCCCAAAGGUUGGGGUCGAUACAAGGGGUUCUGCUACUUUGCCAAUCUAGCCAUACUGGAGUUCGCUGAGGCAGAGAAAGCCUGCAAGAAUCAAGGAGCUGAAAUGGCUUCCAUUUUAGAUAUGAACGCCAAUAACUUCCUGAGGGCUAACAUCUAUGAAAAAACAAAGACCAUCACUCGCUACUGGAUCGGUCUGAAUGACAAGAAGACAGAGAUGCUGUAUGAAUGGUCCGAUGGUACUCCGGUGACCUACACCAACUGGUAUGCCCAUGAACCCAACGAUGCCAACGGUGAAGAUUGCGUCGAGAUGUACAUUGACAUUGGUUACUGGAAUGACUUGAAUUGUAAAGGAUACACCUACAGCUCCAUCUGUAAGAAGCCUCUCUCUUCUGGUAACCCAGUACACUUGCCAGCCGCAACAUGCCCAACUGGCUGGACAGGCUGGAAUGAUGUGUGCUACAAGAUGGACUCUACCAAGGCUACAUGGACUGAUGCUGGUACUCAAUGCAAGAAUGCUGGUGGUCGACUGGUCAUCAUUGAAGACAAGUAUGAGUUGUCUUUCCUGAGUGCUCAGCUGGGAAUGGAGAAUGGCGAUGAUUUCUUCAUCGGUUUCAGCGACAGUAAAACACCAGGACUCUAUGAGUGGAUGGAUGGAUCUUCAGUCACCUACACCAACUGGGCUGAAGGACAACCUGAUGAUCAAGCCGGUAACUGUGUAACAAUGAACUCCGGCAUGGAUGCUGGCUACUGGACAGAUAGGGAUUGCAGUGUGAAACGUCGUUACAUCUGUGAGAAAGCUGGGAAUGGUCAACCACCUCUGACCCCACCUCCUGCCAUCACACCUACCCAACCAUCGGACACUGACUGCCAAGAUGGAUGGACGGGCUAUGGAACACAAUGCUUCAGGAUAUUUGAGUUCCAGUCCGAUUCAGACAUGGUGACGUGGGAUGAGGCAAAUCGACAGUGUAUUAACAUGGGAGCAAACCUCGCCAGCUUUCACCAUCCUGAUCAGCAAAAGUACCUCGUUCAACAAUUUACACCCACGUCUUCAAACGGAUUUUGGAUUGGACUGUCUGACCAACGUAAAGAGGGAGGUUAUGCAUGGAGUGACGGCACACAAGUUGAAUUCACUGACUGGGCACCAGGAGAGCCCAAUGAUUACGGUGGCCAGGAGGAAUGCGUGGAGAUUUAUCUGCAGUCCGACAAUAAAUGGAACGAUCUGUACUGCUGGUAUCAGAGAAACUUCAUCUGCCAAAUACCCAAAGGGGAUAGCGUUAUAACAACCCCAGCGCCAACAAUUCCAACAGGUGACCCAUGUCCAGGCGAUGAUAAAUGGAUUCAUCGUGCCCCAUACUGUUAUUACUUCAGUAAAGCAAUGGAUGGUGUUGUUGGCUGGGCUGAAGCAGAAGAGUUCUGUCAUAAAAACAACGCACAUCUGGUGUCUGUCCACAGCAACGACGAACAAUCAUUCCUCAAAAAAUAUGCAAGCUUCUUCGCUAGUGGUUACUGGAUCGGUCUGCGGUCUAACAUGACUCACCCAGGGGAAUAUCAGUGGGCAGACCAAACCAAUCUAGACUUUGUCAACUGGCAAAAGGGCCAGCCAGAUUCAGUGAAUGGUGCUGAGCUCUGCGUUGAAAUGAAGAUGUUCCCAAACACUGGUGAAUGGAGAGACAACAACUGUGGCGACUGGGCAAAGUUCAUCUGCCAGAAAACCGUGGACGACGUUCCUCUGGUAACACAUGCACCAACCACACCUCCGACCGGCGAGUGUCCAAACGGCUGGAAAAAAUACAACAAUCGUUGCUACACCAUUGGUGGAAAGAACGAAGGAUCCAAGAAGAAUUGGCAAGAUGCCAGGAAGGAGUGUCAAACCUUGAAUGCAGCGGCUAGCCUGGCAUCCAUACACGAUACCGCUGUGCAGACCUACUUGACAGCUGACCUGAUUGAUGUCAACUUUGAUGUGUGGAUUGGUAUGUCAUCCCUUGGUAGCAGCGGUAACUUCCUGUGGGCAGACAACACACCGACAGACUACUUCAACUGGGGCUUCAACCAACCUGAUUGGCCCUUUAUGGGAAAUCGAACAGACUGUGUCUUGAUGAUGAAUGAGGAAGAGGAACCAGGCCGCUGGAAUGAUGUGGACUGUAUGGCCCUCAACAGCUACCUUUGUGUCAUGAAACCUGAUGAUAAAUACACAAAUCCAACCACCCCGCCGAAGUGUGACGGCUUGCCUGAGUACGAGAAGUACGGAGAUGCCUGCUUCAAGGUUGACAUCACUACUAAGAGGACAUUUGAGGAAGCCAAGACGUUCUGCCAGAAGGAUGGAGCAAACGUGGCCUCGAUCCGCAACGGUUACGAGCAGGCCAAGUUGCAAUCCAUGGUCAUGAAAGCGGAUCAAAGUGUCUGGAUUGGCUUGUUUGACGACCCUGCUACUGGAGUAUUUACAUGGAUAGACGGCUGGCCAUUGUAUUACACCAACUGGGGCUGGUUGUCUCCUAUAGGUUUACCAUGUGUUGUCAUGAAGGAAGGUGGAUUUUUCACCGAGGCAGGCGAAUGGUCAAACCAAGGAUGCGAUCUUAAGUCAUACACAGCUUGCAAAUACACCACAGCGGUCCCACCAACCAAGGUUCCAGAUUCAGAAGGCAAGUGUCCAGACGAUUGGACGGCAUAUGGAUCCAGCUGUUACAUCAUGGGAUCUGGGUUCUUCUCCACAGGCUCAUUCCCAGAGGCACGGUAUGACUGUCAGACAAACUACGGAGCGGAUCUGGCCACCAUCAGCAGCAAGGACGAGAACCACUUUGUGCUGGGACUGGCUCAGAAGUCAUUUAGCGUGUCGUGGCUGAUCAUGGGGCUUCAUCGAAGUAACAAUGGUGGCUGGAAGUGGAUUGAUGGCUCCCCAGUGGCUUUUACCAACUGGGCUAGUGGCGAGCCUGACGAUGACUCGGCAGGCUGUGCAGAAAUCUGGCCAGAUUCGCAGGGCAAAUGGUUUGACGUAUCCUGUACUGUCAAUAGCCACUAUGUCUGUGAGAUGCCCAAAUUGCCUCUUUUCACAACAGAAGCACCCUUCACUAAACCACCGUAUUGUCCUACGGACCCUGAUUGGCUAUUUGUUAGUCCAUACUGCUACUAUGUAGAAGACACCAAAGAGAAGACAUGGUAUGAUGCUGAAGCAUGGUGUAACACCAAAGGAGGCUACCUGGCAUCAAUACUCGACGAUCAGGAGCAGAUACUUGUCAAAGGAUUGACUCCAUACUCCUACAAUUAUUUCUGGAUCGGAUUAAAGAAACUUGACGAUAGUAACAGUGUUGAUGAAUACAGGUGGAGUGAUUCGUCACCAAGUGACUUCACGAAUUGGGAUUAUGGACAACCCAAUGACGGCCUGGGAAUGCAGAAAUGUGUUGACAUGGCGGAUGAUGGCUAUUGGGGUGAUACUAACUGUGGUAUAGAACAGCACUUUGUUUGCAAGAAAGAUUACAAUAACAAGGUUCCGAUUGUGAAGCCUGACCCUCCGCCCGCAGAAGGUAACUGCCCCAAUGGGUGGUUCAAGAUCGACAAAGGUUGCUACCAGAUCAACGGAGACACCAGUAAUUUCAAGACGUGGGACGACGCUCGCACUGCGUGUAAGGCAAACGAGGGAGGAGGCCUUGCAUCCAUUCAUAAUCAAGCGGUUCAGUCUUUAUUGACCUCGUUGAUGAAGUUCUCCACUGGGAACCUGUGGACUGGACUAAGCAACAAAGUAGGAUACUAUUAUGAGUAUCAUUGGUCUGAUAACUCCAAUGUGGACUUCCAGCACUGGGCUAGCAACCAACCAAACUAUCCCUAUGUUGAUAAUGCUUGUGGAGUUUUGGUGAAUGAUCCAUCAUACCCUGGCAGAUGGGACGACGUUGACUGCUCUGAAAAACAUGGCUACCUUUGUUACAAACCCUUGGAUCCAGCACUGCCCACUCAAGAACCCUCUUUUGGCGGCCUGUGCCCAGCCAACGGAUUCCUCCAGUAUGGCACCGACUGCUUCAAGCUAAUGACUACUCCGAUGUCAUUCAUUGAUGCUAAGAAGGCCUGCGAAGGACAGACAGCUACCCUGGCCUCCGUCCGGGAUGGCUUCUCGGAAGCGUUCAUCGUGGCCAACAUGUUGUACAAGAAUAAUUUAGACAGCGCUUGGAUUGGCUUGACAAUAAAUGAUAAUACCGGUACAUUCAAGUGGAUUGAUCGUUGGCCAUUGAUGUUUACAAGCUGGGCUGAUUACGAACCAAGUGAAAAAGACGGAGAGGGUUGCGUUGUACAGACCAACAGUGCUGACUGGGAUUCUAUCAAAUGUACAUUGAAACGUGCAUUUGUCUGUCAUACAACAGAAAUGGUUCCCCCAACACCGCCCACGUUUAUUCCUGGCAACUGUCCCCCAAAAUGGAUAGGGUUCGGUGACAACUGCUACAUGUUUGAAGCAGAGUUGCAGUACGUGUCGUGGUGGGAGGCGUCUUAUUUCUGCGAGAAAACCUUUGACAAUUCGCACAUCUUGAACAUCCACAGUAGAGGGGAGAACGCGUUCGUCAAGAGGGUAGCUGCAGAGAAAUAUGGGUACUAUGGAGUGUGGCUGGGCUUGACACGUAACACAACUGCUGUAGACAAGCAGGAGUUUCUCUGGAACGACGGUCAGCCGGUGGAUUACACAAACUGGAAAGUAGGAGAACCAGACAACGAGCUGGAUUCCGAGGACUGUGUACGCAUAAUGACAUCAGAGUACGGCAAGUGGGAAGACACUGGAUGCGCCUCUUACUCGCAGUUAGUCUGCAAGAGACCCAAAGACAAAAGCUCAGUUGGCGGUUGUGAGAAAGAUUGGUACCGGAUGAACAACUUAUGUUACGGAGCAUUUGGCAGCAACGAGCCCGAAUCAUUAACGUGGACUGAAGCUUAUAAGUCUUGCGAGAAUAAGGGUGGAACCUUAGCUACUGUCUAUGGUCAGAAUGUCCUAUCUUUGCUAGAAGCCAUGAUGUUCAUGAUGAGACGUACCAAUGCAUGGAUUGGACUGAAUAAGAUUGAUGGUUCAUAUGAAUGGGCUGAUGGAACUCCCAUGCAGUUUGAACACUGGACUGAUAACUUCCCUGAUAAGGACCCUGACAAUAUGUGUGUGAUGAUUGUUAACAACCAAGUGAAGCCAGGAUUCUGGAAGAACCUACCGUGCGAAGGGCCAAGAGAGGGCUACUUCUGCCAAAAGCCAACCGAUCCGGCCAUACCUGAUUUCCCAACUGGGGAUAGCUGCAGCCAAAAAGGCUACUACAGGCAUAAUGGAGUCUGCUACAAGGUGUAUGAUCAAAUGGACCAGAGGAAAAACUUUGCCGACGCGCAAGCACAGUGCGAGAAGGACACCGGUAAUCUGGCUACAGUCACAGACGGCUUUGUCGAGGCAUUCAUGGAAACACUCCUGUUUUAUUACAACAUACGGGACGCUUGGAUUGGCCUGAUGCAAGAUUCCACAGGAAAGUUUGUCUGGGUGAAUGGUGAUCCUCUAGUUUACACUAACUGGGACGAGGGAGAACCAAGCACCAACCAGGGUGAAGGAUGUGUUCGAAUCAGCGAUGGCCAGAAAUGGGACAACGUAGGUUGUGCAGGGACACACAGCUUCGUCUGCCAGAUAGGUGGAGGUGGCGGUCCAAUCCCAAGUACCCCAAAGCCGCCCUCGUGUCUGACCGGUUGGCAGCAAUUCGGCAGCAAGUGUUACCGCUUUGUCGCAGCGGACAACACUAAUAUGAGCUAUGAUGCGGCCAAAGCUGCGUGCGCCAAAUCCUCCAAAGCUGUCCUGCCCGAUGUUCACAGCUUUGAGCAGAACUUGUUCAUCAGCAAGUAUGCCCAGGGAUUGAAAGGUUCUGCCACCAUCUGGCUUGGGCUUGUCAAAGACGACCAAGGGGACUUUAAGUACGACAACAACGCCAAGUUGGACUACGCUAAGUGGGAUACGAAUCAGCCGUCUAUGGAUGAAGGACUCCGAUGUGUGGGGAUGAACAAGCAGACGGCCACAUGGACCAGUCUCUCCUGUGAUGUCAAAACGGACUUCGUUUGCCAGAUGGAUGCUUAUGGUGGUCCUCGUCCAAAACCACCCGCACAAACAGGAUUGGGUGUUGGAGCCAUUAUAGGAAUUGUGGUUGCUGUACUGGUUAUUAUUCUACUCAUCGUCAUCGUAUACCUGGCUCUGAAAACUCGACAAACCAAGUCACUCUUAACAGAUCCAGGCCUACCUCCUACUCUGGGAUUCGAUAACGUCCUGUACACGCCUUCAUCUGAAGAGGUCAAAGUGGACACCAAGACGGGCAUGAGUGACGCAUAACUACGUUGACACAGCUACUAUAGCUAUUUAAACUUUAUAAAAAUGUAUCUGUUUAACAUUUAAAUGUAGUUUUUGUACUUUCUUUUACACUUUCAAAAUUGUUGUAAUUAUCGAUCAUAAAGUUUAGGCCCUCAACCUCAAGGUUUUGAUAAACUAGAAACACUUCUGCCGUUGAUGGUGUGCGUCAAAAUGACAAUACUUUGAUUUCAUGUGUGGGAGUUUGCAUUGUUAUACUUCCAUACUCCAACAAUGGACAUCCCACAUUAUGGCGUAUUGGGUGAUGACGUAUAAUGGGAGACUUUCAGGGCGCUUGGUGGCAGCAGACUUACCAGCUAAAAUCCAUUGUUCUCGGU